Messenger RNA from Achroia grisella, 4569 nucleotides. It is a transcript of the gene Xdh2, whose product is annotated as xanthine dehydrogenase-like. Gene Ontology annotation, molecular function: 2 iron, 2 sulfur cluster binding; FAD binding; xanthine dehydrogenase activity. The record is from RefSeq and is a predicted model, not a curated record. Lineage: Eukaryota; Metazoa; Arthropoda; Insecta; Lepidoptera; Pyralidae. The transcript is spliced from 8 exons. Bases 179 to 4207 code for a protein of 1342 amino acids.
GAAAAUCAGGUUUGACAUAUAUAUUGUAUCGUCAAUGUACGGCUUUACACUGCCAAUCACUUUACAAGGGCCCGCUGUUGGUAUGUAAUAGAGCCGAUCAGACUAUAUCAGUCGCCAGUACAGUUCGGUGUUGGUGACAGUUUAUGAAGUUAUGUGUAUUUUCUGCGUAGUAUAAAUAAUGGAAGUAUCUGCAAUAGAGGUACCUGAGGAUGCCGAAACAGUUUUAAUGUUUUAUGUUAACGGUAAAAAGGUUGUAGAAUCAAAACCUGAACCAGAAUGGACGUUACUUUGGUAUUUACGUAAAAAGCUAUAUCUAACUGGAACAAAGUAUGGCUGCGGAGAGGGUGGAUGUGGAGCCUGCACUGUCAUGGUAUCUCAAUAUUUGAGAGCAGAAGAUCGCAUUAAACAUAUAGCAGUAAAUGCUUGCCUGACUCCGGUCUGUGCCAUGCAUGGUUUAGCGGUUACCACAGUUGAAGGUAUCAGUACGACGCAAGAUCGAUUACAUCCGGUUCAAGAAAGAUUAGCGAAAGCACAUGGGUCACAGUGUGGAUUUUGUACGCCGGGCAUUGUCAUGUCCAUGUAUGUUUUAUUAAGAAACAAAGAAAGGAUUAACUAUUUCGAUAUGGACAAAGCAUUGCAAGGAAAUCUGUGUAGAUGUACUGGCUACCGACCAAUAAUAGAAGCAUUCAAAACUUUUGGUGAAGCUUGGAAAAGAAAUUACGUAGAUGAAAAAGGAAAUAAUUCAUGCGCCAUGGGCGAAGAUUGUUGCCAAAAUAAAAAUAUAUCGGAAAAUAAUAAAAAUGCGGUUCCUAAUAAAUCAAUUUUUGUACCAAAUGACUCGAGCCAGGAACCCAUAUUUCCUCCUGAUUUAAAAUUGAAUAAAUACUAUAGCGAAUCAUAUUUAACAUUUAAAGGAAAAAAUAUUGUAUGGAUCAGACCACGUAAACUUGAGGAUUUGCUUCUGUUGAAGUAUAAAUACCCAAAUGGCAAAAUAAUUGUAGGCAACACUGAAAUAGGCGUAGAAAUGAAAUUUAAGAAAAUGAAAUUCCCCAUAUUGCUCAGUCCAACAAUGAUACCAGAAAUGAACAUUUGCAGCGUUACUCACGAAGGAAUAACUAUAGGAGCAGCUGUUUCAUUAAAUGACAUUCAUUGCUUUAUAAAUACUCAGCUUGGGCAUGAUAAUACAAAAGAGCGUAUUUUUGAUGCUAUAGUAGAUAUGCUUAAUUGGUUUGCUGGCAAUCAAGUUAGAAAUGUUGCUUCGCUUGUUGGAAACAUAGUAACGGCUAGUCCCAUUUCCGAUUUGAACCCUAUAUUAAUGGCGUGUUCGGCAGUGCUUAAUGUUUACAGUUUUGAUAGAGGACAUAAGAAGUUAAUUAUUGAUAAAGACUUUUUUGUAGGAUAUAGAAACACAUUGCUUAAUGAUAAUGAUAUUAUUGUAUCAGUUGAAAUACCAUUUACUAGUAAUCAUCAUUUUUUUAAAGCAUAUAAACAAUCGCGUAGAAGAGACGAUGAUAUUUCUAUAGUAACAGCAGCAUUUAGUGUUAAAUUUGUAAAUGAAGUCGUUUCAGAAGCUAUGCUAUGUUUUGGGGGUAUGGGACCAGCUACUGUAUGUGCAACAAAUUCUUGUUAUUCUCUAAAAGGCUGUUGUUGGGAUAAAAAUAUGUUAAAUUUGAUGAUGGAUUCUCUGACAAGCGAAUUAAAACUGGACACUUCUGUACCUGGGGGCAUGGCAGCCUACCGUAAAUCACUGUGUCUAAGUUUAUUCUAUAAAUUUUAUCUUCAUGUUUUAAGUAAUUUAACGUCAGUUGAUGGUUAUAACCCAAUAAACGACUACGAUCAGUUAAGUAGUAAAAAUAUAUUAAUUAGCGAACCAAAGAGUUCACAAUAUUUUGAUAUAAAAAACAAUGUCAUUAAUAUUUCGGAUUCCGUUGGAAAACCGAUACCACAUGUGUCGGCAAUGAAACACGUAGCAGGUGAAGCAAUAUAUUGUGAUGACAUUCCACAUACAGAAGGCGAAUUAUAUUUAACCCUAAUUUUGAGCACUGAAUCCCAUGCACGAAUCAAGUCUAUAGAUGCUAGUAGAGCUCUUUCGGUAUCAGGUGUUGAAAUGUUCUUAUCAUCUGCCGAUUUGGAUGAUGAAUGUAAUAAAAUGGGACCUCUUAUAAAAGAUGAACAGGUAUUUUAUAAAGAUAUAGUAUUUAGCCGCUCUUGCGUCAUUGGAGCUGUGAUUGCUAAAUCUGAAACAACGGCGAGAAAAGCGAAAGAUCUGGUGUCAGUAACUUAUGAUCGAAUACAGCCUGUAAUAGUUACGUUAGAAGAUGCUAUAAUGCAUAAGUCUUUUUUUCCUGGAUCUCCUACUCGUUUAAAAAAAGGGGAUUUGCAAGAUGUUUUCUCAAAUUCACUUCAUAUUAUUGAAAGCCACGUUAGAACUGGAUCUCAGGAACAUUUUUAUUUGGAAACAAUAUCUGCUUAUGCUGUGAGAAGAGAAGAUGAAUUAGAAAUUAUUUGUAAUUCACAAGCCCCCGCUGAAAUAGCGCGAAUAGUUUCAGAAGUUCUUCGUAUUCCUAACCAUAAAGUUGUAUGUAAAGUAAAAAGGAUUGGAGGGGGUUUUGGCGGUAAAGAAUCUCGAGUAAUGACUUUGGCGGUACCAGUUGCAAUAGCGGCAUAUAAGUUAAACAAACCCGUUAGAGCCGUUCUAGAUAGAGAUGAGGAUAUGCAAAUUAGUGGUAAUAGGCAUCCUUUCCUUAUAAAAUACAAAGUAGCAUUUAGUGAUGACGGAAAAAUUGUUGGCGCAGCAUUUGACAUGUAUUGCAAUGGCGGGCAUUCGAUGGAUUUAUCUAGUGCGCUAAUUUUAAGAUCUGUAACACAUAUUGAUAAUUGUUAUUUUAUACCAAAUAUUGAAGUAAAUGCAUAUAUUUGUAAAACAAAUAUACCUUCAAAUACAGCUUUUCGAGGUUUUGGAGCGCCUCAAGUAAUGUUCGCUGCAGAAAGUAUGAUAAGAGAUGUUGCUGUGUAUUUAAAUAAAACGUACGAGGAAAUUGCUAUGCUGAAUAUGUAUGGAGAAAGCGAUAUGACUCACUAUAAUCAGUCGCUUAAUUAUUGCACUUUAUCAAGAUGUUGGAAUGAAUGUAUUCAAACUAGCACAUACUGGAAAAGGAAAAUAGAAACAAAUGAAUUCAAUAGAACAAACAGAUGGAAAAAGAAAGGCAUUGCUUUAGUUCCAACAAAAUAUGGCAUAUCUUUUCAAUCCGAUGUUCUUAUGCAGGCUGGCGCAUUGUUAUUAGUGUAUAAUGAUGGAUCAGUUUUAUUAACCAUAGGAGGUGUAGAAAUGGGGCAAGGACUUUUUACAAAAAUGAUUCAAGUAGCUUCCAGGGAAUUGGAACUGGACAUUAAUAAAAUUCACAUUAGUGAAAUGUCUACUGAUAAAGUGCCAAAUAGUUCUCCAACAGCAGGGAGCAUUAGUUCUGACUUAUAUGGAAUGGCAGUAAUAGACGCCUGUUCUAUUUUAAAAGUAAGAUUGGAGCCAUAUAAAUCUAAAACUCCCAAUGGAAAAUGGGAAGAUUGGGUUAUGGCGGCGUAUUUAGAUAGAGUGAAUCUAACCGCCACGGGAUAUUACGCUGCAUCAAAAAUUGAUUUUGAUUUUAAUACGAAUUCUGGGAAUCUUUAUGAAUACUUUACUUAUGGAGCUGCAUGUUCAGAAGUUAUAAUUGAUUGUCUUACUGGCGAUCAUCAGGUACUGAGAUCUGAUAUCGUAAUGGAUUUAGGAGAAAGUAUAAAUCCUGCUAUCGAUAUAGGCCAAAUAGAAGGCGCGUUCAUGCAAGGAUAUGGUUUUUUCACAAUGGAGGAAAUGCUAUUUUCACCAACUGGAGAAGUAUUAUCAAAGGGACCUGGAACAUAUAAAAUUCCUGGUUUUUCUGAUAUACCUAAAGAAUUUAAUGUGUCACUCCUUAAAGGUGCUCCUAAUCCACGAGCUGUUUAUUCUUCUAAGGCCGUGGGAGAACCUCCUCUGUUUUUGGCUGCGUCAGUAUUUUUUGCUAUAAAGGAUGCUAUUGCAUCUGCGCGGACCGAUGCUGGUGUGUCUCCAGAAUUCGUACUUGAUGCUCCAGCCACAUGUUCCCGAAUACGAAUGGCUUGUGAAGAUCGUUUCACGGAACAGGUGAAACCGACUAUUAAAGGAAGUGGCGAACAGUGGAACGUUGUCGCAUAGGAAAUGUUGUGAAACGUAUAUUAAUUAUAAUUAUUACUUUGUAAGAAAAUAGUCAGUAGGGAAUACAACCUACUUCCAACAAAAGUGAAACCAAAUAAAGUCAUGUGUACAGAGCUAGCGAGCGCUGGCAGUCGAACGUCAACACAUAAAAUUUUCGGGGUGUAUGAGGUGUGUGGUCACAGAACAAAGUUUUUUGAGGAGGGCGCAGUGUCUGAUUUAUCAAAAAAAUAUUUAUCACGACGUCACCUUAACGCAUACAAUAAUUACGCACGCAAUUUUUAAACGCAUACUAGGCGUACAUAUGUUAGAAAUAAGGUUCGUAAUUACAUUAAUAUUAAUAAGAUUGAUUAGUUAAACCUUAA